This is a messenger RNA of Aspergillus alliaceus, 2181 nucleotides long. Its product is annotated as FGGY-family carbohydrate kinase. The record is from RefSeq and is a predicted model, not a curated record. Gene Ontology annotation, molecular function: phosphotransferase activity, alcohol group as acceptor; kinase activity. Gene Ontology annotation, biological process: carbohydrate metabolic process. NCBI's taxonomy places the organism in Eukaryota, Fungi, Ascomycota, Eurotiomycetes, Eurotiales, Aspergillaceae. The transcript has 5 exons. Bases 124 to 1968 code for a protein of 614 amino acids.
AUUGGCCCCCCACAAAAGCCCUGCCCGGAUUGGUCUAUCAGUGUUUCUCCUUAACUCCACCUAGUACAUACGACCGAUCUCUUUCUUUUUGACCAUCGGUUCAAACCAUUUGCUUCUCCCCCAAUGGCAUCGAUAGCCCCUUCUUUGCCCUACCGUCGACCAUCGCGACAGGGUUCCAGACAGGCAUCGAGAGAUAGCCGGGAUGACUUUCACUUCCACGUAGACCAUUACAUUGGCAUUGAUGUUGGUACUGGCAGUGCCCGUGCUUGCAUUAUCGAUAGUAAAGGAGAUAUUGUUGGAUUGGCAUCGGAGAACAUUGGCCUCUGGCAGCCACAACAGGGUUACUAUGAACAAUCUACAAAUGAUAUAUGGAGGUGUAUAUGUGUGGCCGUCCAGCGUGCCAUUAGCCAGCACAACAUCGAUCCAGAGACCGUACGAGGGAUUGGCUUUGAUGCAACAUGCUCCCUAGCAGUGUUCUCUAAUGUUACGGACGAACCUGUAUCUGUGACAGGACCGGAUUUUGAUUCGGAUCGUAAUGUGAUCCUUUGGCUGGAUCAUCGUCCGGUAGAGGAGACGGAAAAGGUGAAUGCUACCAAUCAUAACCUUCUCCGCUAUGUCGGCGGGAAGAUGUCCAUUGAAAUGGAGAUUCCCAAGGUUCUGUGGCUGAAAAAUCACAUGCCUAAGAAACUGUUCGACCAGUGCAAGUUUUAUGAUCUGGCAGAUGCACUGACGCACAUCGCAACUGGCAAUGAGAAGAGAAGCUACUGCAGCGUUGUUUGUAAACAGGGAUAUGUUCCUGUCGGAGUGGAUGGGAGUGUCAAAGGCUGGCAGGAAGAUUUCUUGGCUGAAAUUGGCCUUGGGGACCUCACUCGGGAAAACUUUAAGCGUAUGGGAGGUGUUGACGGGGUGACUGGCGAUUACCUAAGUGCAGGCGAACUGGUUGGAACCCUUUGCGAAAAGGCAGCCUCCGAAUUGGGCUUACCCUCCGGAAUUGCCAUUGGCAGUGGGGUCAUCGAUGCCUAUGCAGGCUGGAUUGGUACUGUUGGUGCCAAAGUUGAUCUCGGGUCCGAGCAGCUGAGCUCAGACGUUGCCAAAAAUGAUAAGACGCAAGCCUUUUCACGUCUGGCAGCUGUCGCGGGUACCUCAACCUGCCAUCUUGCCAUGUCCCCGAACCCUGUGUUUGUCCCUGGGGUCUGGGGACCGUAUCGUGAUACCAUUCAACCGGGGUAUUGGAUGUCCGAAGGAGGACAGUCUGCGACGGGGGAGCUGCUCAAAUACGUGAUUGAGACCCACCCGGCGUUUAACCAGGCGGUGUCGAUCGCUGAAUCGUAUAAUGCCAAUAUUUACGAAUAUCUGAACGAGCAUUUGAAAGAAAUCGCCCACGAACAGAAAGCCCCGAGUGUGGCUUAUCUGGCACGCCAUUUCUUCUUUUACGGCGAUCUGUGGGGUAAUCGGUCGCCGAUUGCAGACUCGGGAAUGACAGGCUCCGUGGUUGGCCUUACAAGUAACAAAUCUGUGGAUGGGCUCGCCAUUUAUUACUACGCAACACUUGAAUUCAUUGCUCUUCAGACACGGCACAUCGUCGAGACUAUGAAUGAGGCUGGCCAUAGCAUUACCUCCAUCUUCAUGUCCGGAUCUCAAUGUCAGAAUGAGAUCUUAGUCAAGCUCAUCGCUUCAGCAUGUGGUAUGCCUGUCCUCAUCCCCCGGUACAUCCACGCUGCCGUCUGUCAUGGUGCAGCCAUGCUAGGUGCUAAGGCUGCCAGUGCUGAUGCUGAAGGCAAAACGGAGGAUUUGUGGGAGAUCAUGGAUCGGAUGAGUAAACCAGGGAAGAAGAUCGUCCCGACAGAUAAUGCAACCGAGAAGGCUUUACUUGAUGUCAAGUACAAAGUCUUCCUAGAGCAGUGUUACAAGCAACAGGAGUACCGAGGUCUUGUUGACAACGCUGUGAGCUCAUGGAAGUCACCUUGAAGCUAACCACAGUUCUUCGGCCACUUUAUCGUAUUGCAUUACUUUUUGGCUUUUCGAUAGCGACUAUUAGAUUCAGCUCCUACCUUGAGAAACGGACUGCAAUCUAUCUAAUUGGAUAUAGUGCAAUGUGGAUUUAAAUGAAUUUGGACAAGGUAUUGUUAUGGUGUUAGGGUUUUCCGGGGUACAGUUCAAAUAGAGCGGGUGCGAUAAUGU